Molecule: messenger RNA, 2113 nt
Organism: Xylona heveae TC161
Lineage: Eukaryota; Fungi; Ascomycota; Xylonomycetes; Xylonales; Xylonaceae
Exons: 2
Coding region: 113-2071 (652 amino acids)
Source: RefSeq, a predicted model, not a curated record
AUCAAAAAUAUAAGAGCAUGCUCCUUAGUUGCUCUAUUGGUCGUGACUGUGUGCAGCUAUGAAACCUUGAACUAUAAAUAUUUCUGUCUAAUGAUCUUUUUCAAGCUUGCAUAUGAAGGUCAAGAUGUCUCGCUUACCUAACCGCUAUCACAGCGAACCCAGAGACGAAGAAGAUGUUGAUGCAUUGGUUAAACAACAGAUAUUGACCGAAGUUGAAUCAUCAUCACCGAUUCGUGAUCAGGGAGACAGACAGUCUUUUGAGAGAGAUGAAUCGGUGUUUCUUUUUCCUCACGACCAAGAAGACUCUUUGUCCCAAGCAGGUGAGGCUUGCCACGCGUUGAACGCGCAUGCGCUUUCGGAUUCGCCAAGCAGAACGCGUCAAUCAAAGUCCAACGGAGAUUUUCGCAGUACAAAGCCGCUCAAGGUGCUAGGGAAACGACGUCGACAGACCCCUCAAAUCAUUAUAGGCGCGCCAAAGACAAAGAUAUCAGGGGUUUCUCGCUCGAGAGAGACUUCGGACGCAUCCGCCGUUCCUAAUCAUGAUAAUCAUGGCGAAGAAAGGGACCUCCCCUCUCAAGAAGAAUCAACAGUAUCUGUCCUUGAGAGCGUCUCUGAUAAAGAUAAUAUUUGUGGUUCUGGAAACUCAAUACGAAAUACACACGAACGUGAAGCCAAAGACAGCACCAAACUUGACAAGCUCAAUGCGCAGACCAAGCGUCUAGACAUUACGGCAUCCAAUUCUCGGCCGGAAGAGCUGUUGAAUGCAAAUGAUAUUGCUUCUUCUCAGCAUGAGCGAGCCUCCGAGUCUCGUGAGAACAGCCCCGACCACUCCGAAAAUGAUGCAGCGACAGAAGAAUAUAGCAGUGACGACAGGGCGCCCAGCCCCAUCAGAAUAGAACACGAAGGCCGCGUCAAGGGGCUUUUUGCCAGGCCAUUUUUACUUCUCGAUGAAAUGCUCGAAGUUGCAGAGAAGUAUUUCAGUUACGAAUUAGCCGGGCCCAAAAUUGCGCAACUCCUUCGGUCUAUCGACUGCUGUCAAGAAGCUUUACAAGAUUCUAAUAGCCACACGCAGCAAGGGUCCAGCCUUGCGGACAAAAAUUACGAGUCACAACUUGAAGGAGUGGAGAGCAAUGUUGCUCAAAUGUCAGCAAGUCCCACGAAUGGAGAACGAAACAAGAAGCUUAUUCUGGAUAUCUUUAUGGGUGUUAUCCCACGCCUCAUUCGACUCUUGCAAACUGCAGCAGAGUGUUUUCUACGCGAGCCGCCAAAGGAAGACUCCAUUAAAAAAGUCCUUCGUAUCAAUAGGUUGAUUCAAGAUAUUGAAUUGAAAGUGAAAGGGUGGAAGCGCGGAAAACCCCGUGGAGAUGAAAGACUGAAUGAGAUAAGGGAGCAAGUUCUUGCACCUAAUGUGGAAAUGAUAAAACUCUUGAAGCGCAGAUUGGUAGAUCUUACUGAAAGAGAGCAAAUGGCAAAUCAUGCCAUCCAAAGGCAGGUUCAAAGACAAUACUCUGACAAUGAGGCCGCAACACUGGAAGUGAACGGGCAACAAGACAGGAUGGUCAGACUCCAAGAAGAAAAAGAGGAACAAAUAUCUGCUGCUAGAGCACUCUCCCUGCAUUGCCAGAGGACGAUUGUAGAGCUAAAACGGCGACAAAGCGGCUCUGAGAGCAUCAAUCGCGCAUCAUCGCUGCAGUCAGCUGGUCUGGUGUCUAUUAUUUCCUAUAAAGACAUAAAUCAGGCUUCCAAAGCUGACCACGUCAGUGACGACGGCAUUGAUGACGACAUUGAUGUCCACGUUGUUCCUAUGGAUAAAAUCCCGAGUAACACAAGGGAUGACGCCGAAACUUGGCCAGACCAACAGUUGUUAGCGCUUCUUGAUGGAUUGCAACAACAUUUAGGAAGCGACCGUUAUGCGGCGAUGCUCCAUUCACAUGGGCAGGCCGGCAAACCUCUGCAUGGGAUGUCCAUUGAGCAAAUCCAAGGUAAAGCCAAGGAAGUUAAAGCCGGCCUCGAGGCUUAUCUACAACGAUUUCCUGGCGAAACGUUGCCAGAAUGGGUGCUCUCAAUCUAAUGAAAUUUCCUGCUCGACAAAGCGCUUAAGGCUAUCACGGCU